This is a messenger RNA of Emericellopsis cladophorae, 1392 nucleotides long. RefSeq names its product aminotransferase. The coding region runs from base 1 to 1392 and encodes 463 amino acids. Gene Ontology annotation, biological process: biosynthetic process. Lineage: Eukaryota; Fungi; Ascomycota; Sordariomycetes; Hypocreales; Bionectriaceae. Gene Ontology annotation, molecular function: pyridoxal phosphate binding. The record is from RefSeq and is a predicted model, not a curated record. The transcript is spliced from 4 exons.
AUGGCGUUCAGCGGUCGCAAGUUCUCCAUCAACCGCCACACUGGCGUCCCCAAGCCCGUCGUGCGGCGCGGCAGCAUAGGUGGCGAGCCAGGCGCAAACGAACUCCAGUCAAAGGUUCAUCGCCAAUUCCGCAAUGCCCACGAGGGCCACAUGCCGCACGCAGGCCUCGACGCCUCGCGUUCCUCCACUGGUGUCGUCUGGUGCACGGAGCGCGCCUCCGAAUAUGGCUUCCUCGAAGACCCCGACAGCUGGGCGAACCUGGGUCAGGGUGCCCCCGAGGUCGAGGACGACAUCGAGGGCUGCUUUGAGCGCCCCAAGACUAUCGACAUCUCCGUUGCCGGCCGCGAGUAUGGUCCCACCGCCGGUAUCCGCCCACUGAGAGAGGCUGUUGCCAAGCUCUACAAUGAGACGCAUCGCAAGGGCAAGGAAAGCCAAUAUACCUGGGAGAAUGUAGCUAUCGUACCUGGUGGCAGGGCCGGACUGAUCCGGAUUGCCGCUGUCCUCGGCAAUGCGUACCUGUCAUUCUUCCUGCCCGACUACACAGCUUACAAUGAGAUGCUGAGCUUGUUCAAGAAUUUCGCUGCUAUACCUGUGCCUCUAUCAGAGGAGGAUGGGUACCAUAUCCACCCCGACAAGAUCGCCGAGGAGAUUGCCCGCGGUACCUCUGUCAUCCUCACCUCGAACCCGCGCAACCCCACCGGUCGUGUCGUGGCCAACCCCGAGCUCGCGGAGAUCCAGGACAUUUGCCGUGGCCGCGCCACGUUCAUCAGCGACGAGUUCUACUCCGGCUACAACUACACCAGCAACUGCGACGGCAGCACCAUCUCGGCCGCGGAGAACGUGCAGGACGUCGACGAGGACGACGUCCUCAUCAUCGAUGGUCUGACCAAGCGCUUUCGUUUGCCGGGAUGGCGUAUCGCUUGGAUUCUCGGCCCCAAGGAGUACAUCUCUGCUAUCGGCUCCUGCGGUUCCUACCUCGAUGGCGGUGCCGCUCACCCCUUCCAAGAAGCCGCCGUGCCCAUGCUGGAACCUACUCUCGUCCAUGCCGAGAUGGUCCACCUCCAGCGUCACUUCCGCGACAAGCGCGACAUGGUCGUCCGCCGCCUGCGUGAGAUGGGCUUCGUCAUCAAGUAUGUCCCCGACUCGACGUUCUACCUGUGGCUCAACCUCGAGGGCCUACCCGGCGCCAUCUCCGACGGCCUGAACUUCUUCCAGGCCUGUCUGGAGGAGAAGGUCAUUGUUGUGCCGGGUAUCUUCUUUGAUCUCAACCCCUCGCGUCGCAGGGAUUUGUUUGACAGUCCCUGCCACCACUUUGUCCGCUUCUCGUAUGGACCGCGGAUAGACGUGUUGAAGAUGGGUCUCGACGCUAUCGAGCGCGUUGUAAACAAGUAA